Messenger RNA from Macrobrachium nipponense, 450 nucleotides. RefSeq names its product proline-rich protein 2-like. The record is from RefSeq and is a predicted model, not a curated record. The transcript has a single exon. Bases 1 to 450 code for a protein of 149 amino acids. Lineage: Eukaryota; Metazoa; Arthropoda; Malacostraca; Decapoda; Palaemonidae.
AUGCAGGUGGGUCCAACCAAAAGCUCUGGCCAAAAAUCCUGGUCCGGAGAGAAAGGAACAAUGCAGGUGGGCCACCAAGCCGCAAAAGCAACCUCCUGUCCGAAAAAAGAGGAAGGCCCAAUGCCUGGGGUGGGUCCAAACAAAGCUCUGCAAAAUCCUGGUCCGAAGAGAAACGGCCCCAAUGCUGGUGGGCCCGCCAAACCAAGCUCUGCAAAAUCCUGGUCCGAAGCAGAGCCCAAUGCUGGUGGGCCAAACCAAAGCUCCGCAAAAUCUGGCCCCCCUGAAGCCCCAAUGCUGGUUGGGCCCAAACCCAACCUCUGCAAAAAUCCUGGCCUGGGGAAAGAACCGAGGGAAGGCCCAAUGGCCAAAGGUGGGCCAAACCAAAGCUCAGGCCAAAAUCCUGGUCCGAAGAGAAGGCCCAUGCUGGUGGGGCCCAAACCCCAAAGCUAA